AUGUCAGUGUCGGCCGGACUCGCGGCCCUCUGCGGACUUGCGCGGGCCUGGGGAGAAGGGGCCGAAGGAGAAGACGCCGAAGGAGAAGACGCCGAAGGAGAAGACGCCGAAGGAGAAGACGCCGAAGGAGAAGCGGCCGAAGGAGAAGCGGCCGAAGGAGAAGCGGCCGAAGGAGAAGCGGCCGGGGUAGGAGCAGCCGGAGUAGAAGACGCGGCCGGGGUACAAGAAGAGGCAGAGGGAGAAGAGGCAGAGGGAGAAGAGGCAAAGGGGGAAGAGACAGAGGGAGAAGAGGCAGAGGGAGAAGGGGCCGAGGGAGAAGCGGCCGGGGUAGGAGCAGCCGGGGUAGAAGCAGCCGAAGUAGAUGACGCGGCCGGGAUACAAGAAGAGGCAGAGGGAGAAGAGGCAGAGGGAGAAGAGGCAGAGGGGGAAGAGGCAGAGGGAGAAGAGGCAGAGGGAGAAGGGGCCGAGGGAGAAGCGGCCGGGGUAGGAGCAGCCGGGGUAGAAGCAGCCGAAGUAGAUGACGCGGCCGGGAUACAAGAAGAGGCAGAGGGAGAAGCGGCCGGGGGAGAAGAGGCCGGGGGAGAAGCGGCAGCCGCUCUGCGCGCUGUACCGCCACGAACGGCAUCACCCCGUGCCAGCCAGCGGAGGCCUUCCAAGACUGUCAGGUCGAAUGCGUCGCGCCUGAAGGGCUCCACAGGUGCGAGAACGGCAAGUUCCGCGAGCCAGUCCGCGCGGCUCGAGAAGAGCACCCGAAAGCUCGGGAGGUUGGUAUUAGCCAAAGCCAUCUCGACCAGCAAGAUAGCAAUUGCGACGAAACGAAGGAAGUAA
Molecule: messenger RNA, 828 nt
Organism: Penicillium bovifimosum
Lineage: Eukaryota; Fungi; Ascomycota; Eurotiomycetes; Eurotiales; Aspergillaceae
Exons: 2
Coding region: 1-828 (275 amino acids)
Source: RefSeq, a predicted model, not a curated record